Messenger RNA from Sander lucioperca (pikeperch), 2425 nucleotides. RefSeq names its product polypeptide N-acetylgalactosaminyltransferase 15. Lineage: Eukaryota; Metazoa; Chordata; Actinopteri; Perciformes; Percidae. Bases 282 to 2231 code for a protein of 649 amino acids. The transcript is spliced from 10 exons. Gene Ontology annotation, cellular component: Golgi apparatus. The record is from RefSeq and is a predicted model, not a curated record.
AAGUCCGCGCACCUCCACCAUAAGAAAAAGUUAAGGGGUUGUCUUGAACCUGCCUUGUCUAUCACUCGUGUCCCAGGUCUGGUGCUUCAUGGAAGCAGCGCUACACUCCAAAAGACUGAUGGGCGAGUUAUUUCUUUUUCUACUUUUUGGAUAAUCCCUGUAGAGUGUCAUCAUUUUGGUAAAAUGUAGCCGAUUUCAAUGUUGAGUGAAAGCUCAAAAAUGGGGAAGUCAAGGCAGUACUGGGACAACUUCGUACCCCCUUCUCCUCUGCACUCUUCAUCAUGAGGCUGUCGGGCAGAGCUAUAGCUGUCCGGAGGAAGGUGCUCUGCCUGUGGCUGCUGCUCCUCGGGUUCGCCCUGGUUACGCUCGCGCUCUCGGACCUCUUAAACCGGGACCGGGACCACAGUCGUCAGAAACCUGUCCCUCCUCUCCGCCCCCUCCAGCGGAUUCCCAAUGCACCGGACCUGGAGGUCAUCGUGGACUCCCGGGACCCUGCAUUAGAGCUCGGUGUCGAUCUCGCCCCGCUAAAAUCUUUGCAAGAGGACCAGCUUUUAUUCGUGCCGUCGACGCAGGACUCUAAGAACCCGCAGCAGAAGAAGGAGAGUUACAAGGUGCUUCUGCCCGGAGCAAAUAAAGCUACCCGGGCCCCUGCGACUCCGACGCACGGUAAAAUGGGGAAAGCAGUGCGGCUACACCUGGAGGGUAUGGAGAGGGAUAUGGAGUUGUCUGCCGUGCAGAAGUACGGUUUCAACGAGAUGGUCAGCGAGAGGAUUUCACUCCAUCGCAGGCUGCCCGAGGCGCGCCAUCCUGAGUGUUUGGGGGGACAGUACAGCGAGUCGCUGCCGUCUGCCAGUGUUGUUAUCUGUUUCCAUGACGAGGCUUGGUCAACGCUCCUGCGCACCGUGCACAGCGUGCUGGAUACUGCACCCAAACUGCAUCUGCAGGAGGUUCUGCUGGUUGACGACCUGAGCCAGCACGGUCACCUGAAGAGUGUGCUGAGUGAGUAUGUGUCUCAUCUGGACGCGGUGCGUUUGAUUCGCAGCACCAAGCGCCUGGGCGUUGGAGGAUGUCGUACACUGGGCGCUGCCAGAGCUGCAGGGGAGGUGCUGGUGUUUAUGGACUCCCACUGUGAAUGCCAGAAGGGCUGGCUGGAACCACUGCUGGAGAGAGUGGCCCAGGACAGGACCAGAGUGGUGUCCCCCAUCAUUGAUGUGAUAGACUGGCAGACCUUCCAGUUCAAUGCCACCCAGUGGCCAGUUAGGGGUGUGUUCGACUGGAGACUGAACUUCUACUGGGAAUCUAACCCUCAGCUGCAAGAUAAGGAGUCAGACUCAGCUGUUCGACCUGUGCAGAGCCCAGCGUUAGGAGGUGGAGUUUUGGCCAUCGACAGACAUUUCUUCCAGAGUGUGGGAGCCUAUGACCCUGGGAUGCUGUUGUGGGGAGUGGAACAAAUUGAGCUGUCAAUCAGGGUGUGGUCAUGUGGGGGUUCCAUGGAGGUGGUUCCCUGCUCCCGUGUGGCCCACCUAGACCACCACCACCUGCCUUACCGCUUCUCAGACCAGGAGCUGCUUCAGAGAAACAAGAUUCGGAUUGCAGACACCUGGAUGGACGCAUACAGGAAGAUCUUCUAUAGGAGAGACACUCUUGCUCAUUUCAUCAGGCAGUCUGAGAGCCCCAACAUCACAGAGCGUCUGCAAUUAAAGAGAAGUCUGGGCUGUAGGAACUUCCAUUGGUACCUGACUACAGUUUAUCCACAACUUUACAUCCCCCAGGACAGACCUGCACUGUCAGGCGAGUUGUACAAUGUCGGCACUGGCAGCUGUGCAGACCCUCGAGGGCAGGGGCUGCAGGGUGGGGCCAUGAAUGUAGCACCGUGCAGUGGGACGGGCAGCCAGCACUGCGAUCUAAACUCUGAGUUUGAAGUGCGAUGUGAUCCCAUGGGGGCUUUGUGUUUGGACGCCAAGGGAGAGAUGGUGGUCCUAUCUCCGUGCCCCAUACACCGACCACCAACCAGCAGAUUCCAGUGGAUGUUCAUAAAGCUGAGUGGUCAACUCGUUCAUCAACAGUCCCAGUUAUGUCUGGAGGCUGUAAAGGAAGGAGGGCUCCCACAAAGCAUCCCAAAAAAAGUCAACACCCAUGCCAGGACAGGAGGUCUCUUCCUGCGCCCCUGCACCCAUCACCCCAGACAACAGUGGCACUUUGAGCAACUAGUAGCUCCUAAAGGUGCCUGAUACAAAAAGCAGAGGGAUCAUCAAAAAUGUACUUAGUGGCAUACAGUAGUGAAAUGGUCGUAGGAAAAUACACAAAAUAUAACUUUUUUGCUCCACUAUGCCACUUGUUCCUGUUUUAAGGAAUGCAAAUACAAUUUAUUCUGUUAAAUAAUAAACAACGGAAUAUCUAAAAAAAAAUAAAAUACAAGAUAUGA